Cooperia oncophora is the source of this 597-nucleotide messenger RNA. The record is from the annotation of a GenBank genome assembly. NCBI's taxonomy places the organism in Eukaryota, Metazoa, Nematoda, Chromadorea, Rhabditida, Trichostrongylidae.
AUGCCGACAAUUGCAUUUAAAGCUAGCACUCAAGAACAGAACACCAACAUCGUUCGUUUUCUUUUCAGCCGAUUCAGUAGCUCCAAUCUUAACAACUCGUCAUCCUCAAGGUGUAUCGGAGCUGACCUUGUGAUGAAAUUGUUGGGAAAUUAUUGUCGUAACAAAGAUAUCAAGACCAGCAUUCGCGUAGGAGUAGUCGGUUUUCCAAAUGUUGGCAAGAGCAGUGUAAUAAACAGUCUUAAAAGAAAACGUGCAUGCAAUGUGGGCGCUUUGCCUGGUAUCACAAAAGAAAUUCAAGAAAUCGAAUUGGACAAACACAUUCGACUCAUUGAUUCUCCUGGAGUGGUUUUACUAAGUGCAAAGGAUCUCGAUCCCGUGGAGGUAGCCCUAAGAAAUGCGAUUCGUGUUGAUAACCUAAUGGAUCCCAUCGCUCCUGUGAUCGCAAUAUUGAGAAGAUGCUCCAAAGAGACGCUGAUGUUGCAUUAUUCGAUUCCCGAAUUCAACUCUACUGAGCAGUUUCUUGCUCUGGUGGCACGAAAACUGGGAAGACUCAAGAAAGGAGCUCGGCCUGACACGAAUGCUGCUGCUAAACACGUG